Molecule: messenger RNA, 1212 nt
Organism: Aphanomyces astaci
Lineage: Eukaryota; Oomycota; Saprolegniomycetes; Saprolegniales; Verrucalvaceae
Exons: 2
Coding region: 1-1212 (403 amino acids)
Source: RefSeq, a predicted model, not a curated record
AUGGACAGCAGCCAAAUGACGAUGCCUCAAACUAAGCCUCGUGGCCGUCCACGCCUCAAACAAGGCCCCACCAAACCUUGGAAGAAGUACAGCAAUGUCCACGUAUCGUUCGCGGUGAAGCAAGCAGUCAUCGAGACCUUUGACGGCGUUGGGAUGGCGGCGACACUUGCUAAGCACUUCUCCCAUCCCAGUGGCGCCAAGUUGGUCUCUACUCGUAAGAAGCUGUACUCCUGGCUUAUACAGCGUGAUCACAUUAGGUCUAAAACAUCUAAUCCUAAGACUUCGCGUCACCUCUGUUCACGAGCGAUUGGCAUGGCGACAACGCUAUCGAAGGAGUCCAAAGAGCAGCUUGCUCAAUUGGUCAACUCAAUGCGCACUGGCGGUGUUCCGGUGACCCCUCUAAUGAUUCAAGUCAUGGCCUUGGAGAUGACAAUUCACGUCGGAUUGGACGAAAGUGCCUUCACCGCAAGCUGGUCAUGGCUCCAAGGCUCAAGAAGUGAUACAAGUUUGCCCUGCAUACUCAGCCUCGCACCGGGCAAGAUACUCAAGGCGACGGUGCAACGACACUGGACCAGUUCGCGGCUCGUGUUGCUUAGGUGUUCCGUCACAACAACGUCGACGUCAUAUACAACGCGGAUCAGACCGGCGUCAACUAUGAGUACCUCCCCCACCAAGACGUUGAAUUCGAAGGGGGACCAUACCAUCUGGACCAAGUGCAGUGGCAAGACUAAGAAUCGUGCGACAGAGAUGGUCAUGGCUGAUUCGACGAGCAAGCAGUACCCAUUGUUUCUGGUGUUAAAGACCAAGGCGUCGAAGAUCAAGUCCGUCGUGCAGAAGAACCUGGUGCAACGGCAAGGGCUCGGCAAGAAUUUGUGGAAGGACGCGCGACUGCGUCAGAUGUGGGUGGCCUUUUUCCCCAGUAUUCUUCGGCAAGUCCUACGAAGCAAGGCGAAGAAGGAGACGUUACAGCUUGAAGCCCCGAAGCGUCCGACUCCUGUGCAAUGGAUUACGGAAUCGUGGUCAGAUUUGGAUGAAUUCAUCAUCAUGAAUGGCUUCGAUAAUCGCAAGAUUGUGGUUCAAGAGGAGGAAAUUGCUGAAUCGCCUGAAGAUGCGGGCUCAGCGCACAUGUUGUCUGAAUUAGUAGCGCGGUGCGCUAUUGAUGACACAAUUGAUCCAAUGGACGAUAUGGAUGUCAACAGUAACGACGAAUAA